Molecule: messenger RNA, 944 nt
Organism: Lindgomyces ingoldianus
Lineage: Eukaryota; Fungi; Ascomycota; Dothideomycetes; Pleosporales; Lindgomycetaceae
Product: oxidoreductase ucpA
Exons: 2
Coding region: 13-774 (253 amino acids)
Source: RefSeq, a predicted model, not a curated record
GCGAUUAUCACGAUGCCUGCACAGAAAGUAGCCCUCAUUACAGCCAGCUCAGCAGGUCUGGGCGCGCAAAUAGCACGCGUUUUUGCACCCGAUUUCCGAGUUGUAAUAAACUACUCCUCCAACCAAAGUCGCGCGCAAACUCUUGCCAACGAACUCUCUUCAAUCCCAACCUCGCACCCGUCGCCAUCCACCCCACGCUUCCACAUCUUGCAAGCCGACGUGUCCUCCAAGGCAUCUGUCCAAAAUCUCGUCGCCGAAACUCUGAAAACCAUGGGGCGGCUCGAUGUGGUUGUUUCGAACGCAGGCUGGACCCGGAUGACCAACUUCCUCAACAUCGAAGAAGGUGUCAACGACGACGACUGGGACAAAUGCUUCGUCAUGAACGUGAAAACGCAUUUAUGGCUGGCCUACGCCGCCAAAGAUGCAUUAGCCGAGACUGAAGGCACAUUCAUCACAACGGCUAGUGUUGCGGGUGUUAAACCAAGUGGAUCAAGUCUUCCAUAUGCGGUCACGAAAGCGGCACAAAUACAUCUUGCAAAGGGUCUAGCCGUUAUCUUAGCACCUAGAAUUCGGGUAAACAGUGUUUCUCCUGGCUUGAUGUUGACGGAGUGGGGCAUGAAGUUCCCGGAGAGUAAGAGAGAGGCUGCUAGGAAUAACACCAAGUUGAAGAGAUUAGCGACUAUUGAGGAUGUUGCUGAUCAGGUGAGGACACUGGCAUUGAGCAGGAGUGUUACCGGCCAGAACUUGUGUAUCGAUGGGGGCAGUUCGUUGUAGAAUCGGUCCAUUUGAAGAGAAAAAGAAACCCCCCAGAACUGCAUACAAUGUGAGAAGAGGUUGUAGGAUGUAGCAGGCAAAGGCAAAGGAUGAUUUGACGAAUGAUAUGAUGCGAGAAGAGAGACCUGGCGGACACUAGAAAUAGAUAGGCUAAGACGUACCUUAAUGUG